Adineta ricciae is the source of this 462-nucleotide messenger RNA. NCBI's taxonomy places the organism in Eukaryota, Metazoa, Rotifera, Eurotatoria, Adinetida, Adinetidae. The record is from the annotation of a GenBank genome assembly.
AUGGCUGCACCGUAUCGUGAACAUGAACCAGUACGAUACUAUCAACCACUGCCAGCAUCCACGCGUGUUGUAUAUCCAAGUAACGGUUAUCAUUUGGACGAUCAACAAAUCAAAGCUCGUCAACAAAUGGCUCAUGUAAAUGUUGUUGUCACUCAACCGGGUCGAAGUGUAUGGGACUACGAACAUCCGUGGUCCACCGAACUGUGCUCAUGCUGCUCUGAUUGCAAGCAAUGUUGUUUUGCCUUCUUCUGUUCAUGUUGUUUUGAGUACAAAUUGCAUAAACGUGCGGGAGAGAAGACGUGUACAUGUUUAUGCCCGGGCUCGCGAUUUGCAUUGAGAUCAAAGAUUCGAACAGCAUUUCGAAUUCGAGGUGAUCUAAUCAAUGAUUGUUGUACUGCAACAUGCUGUCCGUGCUGUACGUCGAUCCAAUUGACUCGCGAAUUACAUUAUCAAGGACUUUGA